Pelodiscus sinensis (Chinese soft-shelled turtle) is the source of this 2014-nucleotide messenger RNA. NCBI's taxonomy places the organism in Eukaryota, Metazoa, Chordata, Testudines, Trionychidae. The record is from RefSeq and is a predicted model, not a curated record.
CUUGCUUCCCCUCCCUCCAGGCUGCGUCUCCUUUUCUCUUCCAGGCACAACAGCUGGGAACCCGAAGAGAAUAUUCUCGACCCAAGGCUGCUCCUUGCUUUCCAAAAGAAGGAGCAUGAGAAAGAGGUGCAGAAUCGCAGGGAUCCGGGGGGGGAGGUCCCUGGAAAUCAAUGUGUAUACUGUGGAAGCGCUUCACUGCGCACAGUUCCGCCAGGUGUCUUAACUCCGGCUCCUGUUCUCCCUGCCCCCUCCCUGUUUACUUUUGUUUUAAAGGAACCAGAGGCGCCUCCAAAAAUCAAGUCAAGUAGCUCCUCCUCCUCCAGCUCCUCUUCCUCCUCCUCCUCUGAUGAAGAGGAUGAGAGCGACCUGGAGGCAAAGCGAGGUCCCCGGAGUCGAGAGACCCACCCUGUGCCACAGAAGAAAGCUCAGAUUCUGGUGGCGAAGCCGGACCUGAAAGACCCUGUCAGGAAGAAGCGGGGGCGGAAACCGCUGCCUCCGGAGCAGAAGGCCGCCCGCAGGACUGUGAACCUGGCAAAGGUGCUGAAGUCGACCCGAAAGGAGCCGGGUGGAGGUUCUAAGCUGAUGGGGAAGCUGCAGCCGCCGCACACUGGGCAGGGCUCCGGGAUUGCUCUGCUCAAAUCUAAUGGGAAAGAGCCCCAAAGCUCACUGGGCGGGCUUGGUUCGGGGGGCUUAUCUGCUGAGAACCUGCCCAAUAUACUGAAGGGCGCCUCCGGGAGCCCGAACCACGGGAUCAGCUGGCAGAGUUCCAUUGUGCAUUACAUGAACCGGAUGUCCCACAACCAGGCCUCCGCAGAGGCCCCCGCCCCGGGGAGGCUGGCACUCAAGUCGCAGGCGUCCGCCAAGACCAGCCUAGGGCUGGACUUAAAAAUGAGAAGCCAGAAGGGAGCUGGGGAGCCGGGUUUGAAUGUUCAAGGAUCCAAAGCGGCCAAGGCACCCGGCAGUGGGGCGGGGGAGGAGCAGAAGCCAGCCUUCCCUGCUGGAGCACAGGCCCUGCACAACGGCAGCAAGGCACCUGUAAAUCCACCUGCCCCAGGAAGCCAGGGCACUUCCAAUCAGGAGCUGAACCUUCAAGCUUUAAACCUGCAGAGUGUCAAAAAUGGGCCAACGGCAGCCGGCGGCGGCAGCCUCCCCCGUCAUGUCUGUGGGGCGCCAGCCAAAAGCACUAGCGCCGCAGCCGCGAAUGUGGGUGCAGCUGCCACCAAGGGCAGUGGGGCGGGCACGGUGCCGAAUGCGCCAAGCACGGGGCUGCUGCCGGGUGUGGACACCUGCAAAACCGAGAAACCCGCACAGAGAGCCUCUGCUGGCGAAAGGGACGUGACAAAAAGUGGGGGCCCCAGCACGGGCGAGGAGGAGACCAGCUCCGAUUCGGAUCGGGAUUCUGCCUCCUUUCCUGGGGUGGGCCAGAACAUGUCCGUCUCCAUCCAGACCAGCCAGGACUGGAAACCCACCCGCAGCCUGAUCGAACACGUCUUUGUCACCGACGUGACCGCCAACCUGAUUACAGUGACCGUCAAGGAGUCUCCCACCAGCGUUGGGUUUUUCAACCUUAGACAUUACUGAACCAGGAAGGGUGUUGGGGGGAGGGGCUCCCACAGCCCCCUCAGCCGCCUCUUUCCCAUUGACGUCACCUGAUCGUUUCAUUGAGUUUUUCUGUCAGGGAAUGCCAGCUGGCGACGGGAUUUGGGAAUGCAGAAAUCCGGUGUCCCUGCCCCUAUAAGCCAAUGGCUACUGAACAGCACCCACCCCGCUUCCCCUAAUGAAGCGUUCUGCUGUUGCUGGUCUCCCCUGGAUCCGUGGAGGCUUCCUGGAGCCAAAAGAGAUUUUCACUGAGGGCUGGGAGGAGCAGGAUACGGUGAGGGCCGUUCUGGUUUUCCGACCCUCUGGCAGGUAGCACCAGCGUCAAGCUAAUGCCGUGCUUCUCUGGUGGGGAUUGAGGCUGGCUGGAGGCUAAAACGUGGCUGAUUAACGAGGCUUCUCUGUAGUUAGAUUUCUU